UCGGGACGAGUCAUUCGGAUGACGAGUGCCGUGCUGUGUCCUUGCACUUGGUGUGUUUAUAUACCCAUCGGACCACUGCGGUGUCACAGGGCACCGACGACAAGCGUCGGUUCCAUUCGUUGGAGCAUAGACUGAGCGAAGACAUGUGCGAGGCUAGGCCGUGACCCGGGACGAAGAAGAGGACCUGAACAUGACGCCGUCAGGGAGGAGGUCGUUUUUGAAUUCGCUGACCCUCGUUGCAGUGACCUUUCUGCUGUUUUGGAGUCAUCUCGAUCGCGUGACGGGAUGUCAGUUUUACCCGGUUGGGGAGUACCUGAAGUUCGUGAGGGUACCGGAGAACCUAGCGAAGGGCACGGAAGUCCUGUCGUUGGAGGCUCAUCCGAGGAACCACCUUUCGAUUAUGCCAGUGGAUAAGGACGAAGACGCGCGUUUCUUCGCGUACAAACAGACCAACAGGACUCACGUUUCCCUGGUGCUGGCCCAGUCUCUGGAGGAUCUGGUGGACGCCGAGGCGCCUAGAAACCUCCUCAAGUUCCGCGUGGUAUGCGAUUACAACGAUGGCGGCGAUUCGCUGGUGACAUCGCACCUGUCAGUGACGGUCUACGUGGAGGACAUAAACGAUCAUGCUCCGCAAUUUGUCGACGCGCCUUAUCACGUUUCCGUGGAUGAGCUUACUCCAGUCGGUGUCACGAUAUUCCGUGGGAUCCACGCAGUGGACGGCGACAAGCCGAACACGCCAAACAGCGACGUCCACUACGCGAUAGUGAAAGGCAACGAGCAGGGCAAAUUUUCACUCGAAUCCGGCCACAGAACCGCUCUCAUACUCCGUAAACCAGUGGACUACGACAACGGCGAUCGCGAGUUCACGCUGGUCAUUGCGGCCACGGAUCGUGGAGUGCCUGCGAGGACCACCAACACAACCGUGAAGAUCACGAUACUGGACAACGACGAUCUCGACCCGAAGUUCACGCGGGACGUGUACAAGGCGAAGAUUCACGAGUUCUAUCCGAUGCCAGACUACCCCAUCUUCACGCAGAUCAAUUUUACUACACCGAUCCAAGCGACGGAUUGCGACCGAGACAUAAACGUGCCAGUCCGUUAUGACAUAAUCUCUGGCAACGAGCGAGGCUUCUUCCAGCUGGAUCCCAAGAAUGGCAGCCUGUUUCUGAAGCGGGCCAUCGACUUGGACGCAGAGAAGAAUUUGCCAUCGAACACCUUCACCUUGCAAAUUCACGCGUCCCAGGUGGACAACCCUCUGAAGACAGCGGUUGCCAGAGUCGAGCUUGAAGUGCUGGACCUGAACGAUAAUCUGCCAGAGUUCGAAGUAGACCUGUAUAAUAUCAGCAUCGUGGAGAAUCUGCCGAAUGGGUUCAGCGUAUUGCAGGUGAUUGCUCGCGAUAGGGAUCAAGGCGAGAAUGGUCAGUUCGACUACGAGCUCUUAGAUCCUUCCGGAGCCUUCUCUGUGGAUCCGAAAUCGGGAUGGCUGACCGUGAAGGAUCAGUCGGUUCUGGACCGAGAGAAACGGGACCAUUUGCGAAUGAAGGUCCUCGCAAUAGAGAGGAGGGCCAGCGUGGUCCAUUGGGAUGGCUCGAGAAAAACGAACGGCUCCUCCGUGGACGUUGAAGUGACGUUGCUCGACGCCAACGAUAACAAUCCCAUCUUCGUGCCAGGGAACCUUUACGAAUUGGUCGCGAAAAGUGACUAUAAGGUGGGCACUGUGCUCGGACAGGUGCACGCAGUCGACGAGGAUCUCGGUCCCAAUGGUAUGGUUAAGUAUAGACUCCAGAAACCAGGGAACUCGACUGCUCGCACACCACCUUUCCACGUAGACGACAUCACUGGCAUGAUCACCGUCUCUGAAAGCCCCAUUCUAGAAGGAAGACACGCUAUUUUUGUGGAGGCCGCGGAUCAACCUGCCAAUCCUAGCGAGAGGAGAUUCUCCCUAGCUGUCGUGACUGUUGACGUAUUCAGGUCCAAUGGGCCAGAGUCAUUGGAACCAGAUUUCGUCGGAGCUCCUUACGAAUUCUGGGUCGGUGCCAAUGUGCCAGUCGGCACUAGCGUCGGUCAAAUUCGCCUAAACGACGCUGUAAAAACGAAUGAUUUGAUAUACGACCUUCUGCAUGGCUACGAGGAAGGAGUUCCGUUCGCCGUGGAGGAGCGCUCGGGAACGAUUACGGUCGUCGACGAGAUAGAGCGGUUUGACCGGUCGACGUUCGACUUCGAGGCGGUCGUUACCGACGAGAGGGACCUGAUGCUGAUCACCAACGUCUCGAUACACGUGGUAGACCCUAACGACGAGAGAGGCAUCUUUACCAAGGGAACGACCACCGCUCCUCUGGUCUUCCAUGCCAAGGAAAACGUUCCUGGCACGUACAUCGGACAAGUGCUUCCGCAAAAUAGCACUGGCACCACCGCUACCGGCACCAGGUUUUUCAUCGUCAAUCAACAAGACGUCCCCGACAUCUCCAUCAGCGAGGACGGCGCUUUGUACGCGCCACGGGGUCUCGAUCGCGAGACCAGGCAGAAUUACAGCAUCACCGUAAUCGCAGAGAGCCCUCGUGGAGUGGGAGUUUUCCAAGUGACCGUGAUAGUAAUCGACGAAAACGAUCAUCCCCCGAUGUUCACGUCGUCCUUAUACGAGGGUCGAAUCCUCGAGAACAGUCCGCCAGGCACGAAAGUGAACCUAUCGAAUCCAAUCAUGGCUACCGACAAAGACGAGGGCGCCAAUCAGAACUUCGCCUUCAGUCUCCACGGUGCUGGCAGCGAGCUCUUCAGGAUCCAUCCGAUCACUGGUUUAGUGUACUUCGAGGGAAUCGAUGACCGCACCCUGGACAGGGAGGCGAAAGCGAACUAUAGCUUCAAACUUGUUGCUAAAGACAGUGGAGGCCUAAUGUCAGAAUCAGACCUGAGGAUAGCAGUGAUGGAUGCGAACGACAAUCCCCCCGCGUUCAUCCGGAUGAUCGUCCUGCCGGAUCAGGGUGUCCACGUAUCAAACGAGCCAGAUUACGAGGCGCCCUUGGAGGGGAACGACGUGUUCGACAUGGGGGAUCCGUCGACCGGAAGUCAGCGACCCAGCAGCCGUCGUUCGCCUCUUCUUCUUGUGCCGGAAAACGCGACGAUCGGAGCUCCGAUAAUACGACUCCUGGCGGAGGACAAGGACGAGGGAGCGAACGCUGCGAUAACGUACAGCUUGGGGAACGAGACGACAUCCGGCGAAGAUGUUGGUUUGCGUCGUUUCGACACGACUAGUCGAAGGUACUUCCACCUUGAUCCGAGGUCAGCUGAGAUAUCGGUAGCUAGAGGACUUCCUGCCGAGAGGAACAUUCGUCUGUUCGUCGUGGCGAGGGAUUCUGGCGGUCUAUCUGACAACAUCACCAUCAGGAUCCACAUGGUGGACGUCAACGACCAUCCACCCAUCUUCGACAAGUCCUGGUACACCUUCGACGUCCCUGAAGGGACUUACUCUGGUUACGCAGUUGGCGCAGUGCGUGCCGUCGACGCCGACUUCGGGAUGAACGCGAACGUCAGCUACGAGCUGACGUCUGGCAACGACAAUCUGGACAACCCCGAAAACGCCAGAAGGACCUUCGACGUGGCCCCUCAGGAGGGUAUAAUCAGAGUCAGCGGAGUCCUCAAUCGAGAAAGCGUGAGCGCCCAUCGACUCCUCGUGACAGCCCGCGAUAACGGCUCGCCCAGACUCAGCACCACCGUGGAGAUCGAAGUGAACGUCCUGGACGUCAACGACAACCCACCGAGGUUCUACGGCUACGAUGAAACCGAGACAGACGCUCAAGGAAACGUCCUGCCGGUGUACUUAGCGUCGGUCUUCGAGAAUAGCUCGAUGGGCAGCCAGGUGAUCAAGGUCUUCGCCAACGACACGGACUUCACCGGAAACGGAAACGGUUUGAUCCUCUUCGACCUGACCCACCUGGAGGAGCCUGAAAGGCAGUUCUUCGCUAUCGACAGCAAGGAGGGUUUGAUCACGACUAUAGGUACUCUGGACUAUGAAACCAAGAAGACCCAUCGUCUCUUGGUCACUGCCAGUGACCUAGGGACACCUGUCAGCCUGACCUCUUCCGCUAUCGUCCUUGUCACCGUCCUAAACGUGGACGACGAUCAAGACGAAACUGAAAACGAAGUGCAGAGGGUUCCUGUCUUUCGUCAUCGGUAUUACGAGGUGGAAGUCGAGGAGAACGUCGACGUGCCGGUCGAGAUAGCCCAGCUGGACCUUGUCGACGGCCACCAGAGCGAUCAUAUUCGGUACAGUGUCGUGGCUGAUGAUUCGAGUGCCAGAGAACACUUCUCGAUCGACCCCAGAAACGGCUCGCUGUUUCUGACGACGGAGGUGGACAGAGAGGUGAACGAUCGAUACGAGGCCAAGGUCAGAGUCGACAGGGUGAAGAUUGGUCGCGGGAUGCCCGUGAUGAUUUACCCAGUUGUCGGUGAAAGGCUGAAUGGUCUAGCCCCGAACGAGGCCAGGGUCGUCGUCAGGGUGAAGGAUGUCAACGACAAUGCGCCCAGAUUCAAGUCAAAGGGCCGACCCAUCCUCGCCGCGGUACCCACCACUGCCCAUUAUGGGUAUGAGGUCGUCAAAGUGGAAGCGGAGGAUCCAGACGAGGGUGCAAACGCCGAGAUCCGCUACCAAAUUCUUGGCCGAGAAGACGCCCCGCGAUUCGCCAUUGACCCACUUAGCGGUCAAGUACGAUCCGUGGCGAGUUUUGGCCGUCACGCUGGACGCGUUUUCGGGUUCGACGUCAAGGCAACCGACAGACGGGGCGCCGAUAACGGUCGUAGCAGCAUCGCCAACGUCUUUGUGUACGUGCUGGAUGACCAAAAACAGGUCGUGAUGGUCAUCGGUCGAAGACCCAUGGACAUAGAGCCGCAACUCGAGAACAUCACCGCAGUGCUGCACAAUGUGACGGGACUGGACGUUCGAGUGAGAAAGCUGGAGCCACACAUUGAGAAGAAUUUGAUCGACGCCACGUCUACUGACGUUUAUCUUUACGCCAUCGAUCCUCACUUAAAUGUCAUGAUUGACAUGGAUACCUUACACAACGUGUUCCACAAAAAGAAGAUGGAGAUUAAGCGCGAAUUGGACGAGUACGAUAUCCUGGACAUCGCUGGCAGCGCCCCUCGAAGAGGUAGUCAACGUUACCUGUUAUCCACUCUCGAAGUAGGCGUCGUGGUGCUUGGAUGCGUCAUCUUCGUGGGCGCCCUCGCCACCGCCCUGUGCAUCACGUGUGUUCGUCGAAAUAAACGUCGCAAACGUCGGCAGAAAGCAAUGUUCUCGACGACCAGCCCGAUUGGAUUCGCAUUGGCAGAUCCAGCGGGAACGCUGCAGAAACCGCCGCUUUUCCCGACCUUCGUCGACGGCCUUCACUACGACCCUGAGCCGUUCUGCACCGACAUGUCGAGGCGACAGAGCAUCUGCGAGCACGGAGCCAACUGUGGCCGCUAUCACGCGACGGGCGGCAGUAGUAAGCACGCAGGGAGGACGACAGGGACCCCGAAAGGCCUCGAGGCAUCCGCGACGUCCUUGCAUUCCAGCGGUCAGGAUUCUGGGAUCGUGGCGCGCGCCUCCUGCCACUGCAGUCACUCGUCGAGCCCCUCCAGCGGCGAGAGCAGCAACGGUUACGAGGACUCCCUGAAGUCUCUGCAGCGACGGGAAAGGGGAAACGACGUCUCCCGAGGCAACCACGACACGUUGAGCGUGGUCGGAAGACGCGCCAAUCAGGCAACCUCCAGGAGGCGGCAGCGCUUCAACUCGCUCUCGAACGGGGAAUUCGCUUACUCCCAGGAGAUGACGUUACAGAGGGAGCAACGUUGUUGCGUCGGGACCGAGAAGAGACGGAAGAACGAGGGGAUACAGCGCGAGCACCGUCGCGCCCAUUCCGAGGCGGAAAACAAUAUCACCGAGACGGUGAUACACGAGCAUCCCGGAACCGAGAUCUCACUGUCGAGCUCAUUGCAAAAUACGUCGAGCCUUCACGGUGCAACGAGGAGCAGCCACAUGCUGUAUUAACGACAGCGAGACCUAGGGGAUGGAGAACUUCCGAGGGGGAGAAAGAUAAUAGUCUUCCUGGCCAUGAGUUUUCUUAUUGUCAAUAGCAUUGCCCGUGCAAGCCACGUGGGUUUUGUCCGCGUUCCCCGAACGUUAUUCCUGUGUCCCUUCUUGCACGUUGUUUCACUGUGACGAGCGAUACGAUUAAUUCCGUUCGAUCAUCCGCGUUGCACUGCGAGGAUAUCGUUUCUGUCUUAACGAAUGGCGGCCGUUUGUCCUCCGACGCGCGUAGGAUGAUCGAAACGUGGAUCGAUAAAUUUCGGGGACAGAGAUGCACGAGGGUGAGAGAACAGUUGCUGUUCGGUAUAGUAUUUAUUUUAUUGUCUGAAACGAUCACUGUGAUUAGUCAAGAAUCACUUUCCACUCAGAACGGUGACUUUAGAAGUGAAUUAAUUCUUUUUGGCAGAAGAUACGUGUAACGCUUUCGUGCAAAGAUGCGUUUGCUCGGAACUUGAUCGAUUUUUCGAAUCACGUUGCGAAUUAGAAGAAUUUCGUACGACUGAUAAGAGUUAUAUUAUUAAGAAGUUACCACUACGAAACGAAGAACCGGGUAGGAACAACACGUUCACGAUUCGCGAGUUACUUCCUGUUUUAGGCGAAGGUGCAGUUACGCAAAAUGUGUCAUCACGUUACCAAAGUACUCGUCAUUAAUUCGAACAUCACUCAUUCCUGUAAAUACGCGAGAAAGGUUUAUCGGUACUUUGAGAUUCAUUGUUAUUCUUUUCGUACGUGUUGUAUUCGUUAGUGCUAUUAUUAUUCUUUUCUACGCGAUAUGAAUAUUAUUUAUCAUAUAAGAAUGUUCUUGUAACAUGUCAAUGUAUACGGUAUAUAAUUUGCGUCGAAAGUUGAGCGAAUAUUAUAUAUUCAAAUUGUUAUAAAAAAAUAAUGUAAAUUAUUUAAAUACAGAGAAUAUAAAACAUUGGAUGUUAUAAGUACGAAUUUUUAUAUUACUUAUUUUUUAAUGUACUUUUCUCUGUUUGGCAAAUGGAUCAUCGAUCGUUUGGAUGAUCGCUCCGCGAAUACACGAAUUCUGUAUCGUACAUAGCUGUCAACGAACAUAACUAAUAUAUUUAAAAACCACUGUAAGAAAGUGUAACAUAUGUAUGUAAUAAUGUAUAAUUUAUACCGCGAUCCGAGAAGGCUCGAUAAGAAGUAACUGUGUUAAUAAAUCGUUAAUAAAGGCAAUCACC
Messenger RNA from Hylaeus volcanicus, 7251 nucleotides. It is a transcript of the gene Cad89D, whose product is annotated as cadherin-89D. Gene Ontology annotation, molecular function: calcium ion binding; cadherin binding. The record is from RefSeq and is a predicted model, not a curated record. Bases 191 to 6022 code for a protein of 1943 amino acids. The transcript is spliced from 23 exons. Gene Ontology annotation, cellular component: catenin complex; plasma membrane. Gene Ontology annotation, biological process: homophilic cell-cell adhesion. NCBI's taxonomy places the organism in Eukaryota, Metazoa, Arthropoda, Insecta, Hymenoptera, Colletidae.